Messenger RNA from Balaenoptera musculus (blue whale), 1170 nucleotides. RefSeq lists its product as uncharacterized. NCBI's taxonomy places the organism in Eukaryota, Metazoa, Chordata, Mammalia, Artiodactyla, Balaenopteridae. The coding region runs from base 23 to 925 and encodes 300 amino acids. The transcript is spliced from 3 exons. The record is from RefSeq and is a predicted model, not a curated record.
UGAUUUGGCUCGACUUUCAGGCAUGAAGGGCUUGGGGAGACUUCACACCCCAGGAGCCAAAGUCUGGAGAGGAGGAGAAGGGCAAGACGGGGGUGCCGGCAGUGCUGGCUGCCUGGGGCUGUGUUGGAGCAUGACUGCAGAGAUCCCAGAGAGCCUCAUGGGUCACUGCUCUUCCACCGCUUGCCCUCGGCUGGGGGCCUCCAGGUGGUCACUGCUCCUGUGUAACACGCACACGAGGUUGCCGUGGGAACUCCUCCCUGACGUGACGUUGGCUUUGGAAGCAGCUGAAUUCAGGGGCUCACUGCUUUUGCUGUAUCUUUCGAGUAGGACUGUGCCCUUGGAGGAGGGGGGCUUUCUAAGAACGCUGGGAGGACCCUUUGGACCACAUCAGUGGAAAUCAUCCAGCAUCUGCCAGCCUCAACCGCCCAUUCUGGAGACAGCAAAAAGGGACAUUAAGAAGGGGGCAGACGUCCGGAUGUGUGCAGGCAGGGGCUGGGGACGCCUGGGCCCAUUCAUGCUUCGGGCUUUCCUGAGUGUUUGGGGUAGGGGACGUGGCUUUGGACAAAUGCUUUCCUUCCGUUCUUCCCCACCCAUCUCACUUCACACCCCUACCCGCGUCUCAUGGGUGGCCACACAGGGUCUCCUACGGCCACCUGUCAGCUUAACAGGGAGGAGCCUGCCCCCUCAGGGCACUCAGAUGAGCCCAUUUCAUCUGCAAUCCGGGCCCAGAACUUUCAUGAGAGGCCAGCCAGAGGCCCCAGGCACGGGUCCCUCCUGGUCCCUUUCAGAGUGGGGUUCCUUUCCAGCUAGCACAGCCUGCUUCCAGGCAAGCGGGAAAGGGGCUCUGAGGCUGCAGGCAAGGCACUGUUCUGUUGCCAAGCACACAGCCUGGGGACUCCUCAGCCCUCUGCUCCUCUGGACGUGAGGUGGGAUGGCGCUUCCUGCCACCGCAGCUAAAGCCACACACGUCGUGCGUCACCACACGAGCAGCACAGGCUCCUCCGUGUCCACACAGACACACGCACACGCCCUCGUGUGAGCAAUCACCCCCUGCAAGGUCACCACCCAGCCGCCCAUACAGACCCCCGCUGACGGAGACAAGCCCCCCACAUAUACACAGAGCAAUAUGCACAGCAGAGUGGCCUCUGGCCCAGGAAGGGCCUGGACGGC